AUGUCGACAAAUGUUGACGAAAAGGCUGCGGCUGUCGGUCUUGAGGAGGACACUGCUGCGAAUCUGAAUGCCCUCAAGCAGACUACCACAAUUGACACUGUGCACAACGAUGAAGCCCUCAAGGUUAUCGCUCAAUUCUGUGGAGAUCACGAAUGGACUGAGCAAGAAGAGAAGAAGCUCCGACGUAAGAUCGAUAGUCGGCUCUUGCCGAUAUUGUGCAUCACGUACGGCUUGCAGUACUACGAUAAGGCCAUGCUCGGCCAAGCGGCACUGUUUGGUUUACGCAAAGAUCUCGAGCUAGAAACCGGCAUGAGGUACAGCUGGAGUGCAAGUAUCUUUUACCUGGGAUUCAUCUGCGGCGCCUACCCGGCAAUUUUGCUGGCUCAACGCUAUCCCAUCGAACGUGUGGCGUCCGCCAUCAUUGUAGUGUGGGGCGCUUGCCUCAUGUGCACAACAGCCUGUUCAAGCUGGAAAGGCCUUUACGCCCAGCGCUUCUUUCUCGGCUUUCUCGAGUCCGGAAUAUCGCCCAUGUUCAUGCUCGUGGUAGGUGGUUGGUACAAGAAGAAUGAGCAAGCGUUACGCAUGGGUGCUUGGUAUUGCUGCACCGGUUACGUCUCGAUCGUAUCCCCUCUCAUCAACUAUGGCUUGGGGCAUAUCAACGGUUCUCUGGCGCAGUGGAAGUACAUGUAUCUGGUGGCCGGUGCCUUAACAAUCCUUUGGGCCAUCAUUAUCUUCUUCCUAAUGCCACCAGACCCCAUACGUGCAAAGGGAUUCAGCGACCGCGAGCGCUAUGUUGCAGUCGCACGUCUGCAGUCUAAUAAUGCUGGCGUGCGGAACACUCACUUUAAGAUUGCCCACGUUUGGGAUGCGGCAACGGACCUGCGCUUUUGGCUUGCCUUUAGCAUGGCGUUCCUACUCAUGAUUGCCAAUGGUCCUGUUUCCUCGUUCACGCCGAUAAUUAUCAGCGGGUUUGGAUACAGUGGUCUCAACGCUCUGCUUCUCACAAUGCCUGCAGGCUUUGUCAGCGGAACCAUCGAACUCUUGGCCCCUCUUGCUGCGUACAAGAUACCGAAGGCGCGGACGUACAUUAUCUUUAUUUGUGAGUGCGGCACCAUCAUGGCCUCUGCUCUGCUCUGGAAGCUGUCCCGUUCUUCAAAAGGAGGUCUUCUGUUUGCCGUAUAUUUCCUUCCGUCUUUUGGUGGUGCAUACGCCGUCAUGAUGGGCCUGCAGAUCGCCAAUACCGCUGGAUACACGAAACGAUCCGUUACUUCGUCUGGUCUUUUUGUUGGAUACUGCCUCGGAAAUUUUGUAGGACCUUUUCUGUUCAAAGUCAAGGAUGCUCCAGAGUAUGCUCCUGGCUUCACUGCCUGCAUCGCUACUUCUGUCGCUGCGGCCUGUUUGUCAAUUGUAUAUCGAUUCUUCUGUAUAUGGGAGAAUAAUAGGAGAGAUGAUACGGGUAUAGCCGAGGCUUACGAACACGCUUAUGAGGAUGAUUUGACCGAUCGAAAGGUAAGCUAUAGAAAGCUUCAGCAGCUGCCUCGCCCCUCCCAGCCCCAACUUGCCGCGGCCUUAAAAAGUACUGCACGCUGA
Molecule: messenger RNA, 1590 nt
Organism: Verruconis gallopava
Lineage: Eukaryota; Fungi; Ascomycota; Dothideomycetes; Venturiales; Sympoventuriaceae
Exons: 2
Coding region: 1-1590 (529 amino acids)
Biological process (GO): transmembrane transport
Cellular component (GO): membrane
Molecular function (GO): transmembrane transporter activity
Source: RefSeq, a predicted model, not a curated record